Messenger RNA from Pristis pectinata (smalltooth sawfish), 4170 nucleotides. RefSeq names its product WW domain-binding protein 1-like. Lineage: Eukaryota; Metazoa; Chordata; Chondrichthyes; Rhinopristiformes; Pristidae. The coding region runs from base 82 to 1038 and encodes 318 amino acids. The transcript is spliced from 4 exons. The record is from RefSeq and is a predicted model, not a curated record.
UGUCAAUGGCAGUUGGGGCGGCGGAGGCUCGAGGGGAAAUUCGAAAUAAAUGAGCGUGAACGGCGGCGGCGCGCCUGAGAAAUGGAGAAGAUGAUAAUCGGCUUCCUCCUCUUCAUCUCCCCGGCCUUUCCCGUCGGACCGUCGCGGAUGGAGCUUCACGCCGAGGCCAAAGAACUAUGCUUCGGAGUGAACAAUGAGCCUUACUGGUGUGAAACGGGAUACUGCUGUGGGGAGACAGAAUGUUGCACCUACUAUUACGAACUGUGGUGGUUCUGGUUGGUCUGGACUAUAAUUAUCAUGCUUAGCUGUUGCUGUGCUUAUCGUCACCGGCGCGUGAAGCUACGACUACAACAGGAGCAGCGACAGAGGGAGAUCAGCCUGAUGGCCUAUCAGGGUGCUAGCACCUACACAACACAACCACUGGACUUAAGGUUCUGGACAAACUGUAAGCUUCCAGACUAUGAGGAGGUAGCAGGCCACCCACCAACGCCCCCUCCUCCCUAUACUGAGUUACAACAACAGAAUACACAAACCUCCAACCAUGAAAAUGCUGUUGUAGAAAGCCAGCCUGUUCUGCAGGAGUCUGCAGCCUCCCCAGUGCAAGAGGGUGAGGCAACAAUGCAAGAAGUGGAGACAAGCUCAUCUGCUUGUGAACAGGAAGAUGAGCAUCAGGUACCUGACACCUCUGUGGUCAGUUGCUCAAGUGACAGAGUAAAUGGCAAUAUAAUUCAAGAUGAGGAAUCUGCUGAUUUUAAAACCUUGGAAAUGGAUUCUCAUUUGUGUGACCAAGGGGAAAUGAAGGAAGAUAGCUCCUCGAGGCAAAGACGAAUCACUGGAGACUCUGGCAUAGAGGUGUGUGUGUGCCAGAUGGAUGAGGACCCUUACCAUGAGGAAGUGGGUCUGAUGGAUGGCGAUGGUGCCCAAGAAUGUUGUGAGGCCCAAUCAUCCUGUAACUCGCAAGUCUUCAAACGGGCUCAAAAUAUGCAGCCUAAACAACAUACAAAAGAGCAAGAAGAAAAGAACAGUGACGUGGUAUAAGUGUGCCACUGGUACUUGAGUAAAACAGAUGGUGCAAUCUAUGACUGCUGACUGUUAAAGCAUUAAUUCUGGGCUUACAAAAUGUUUUCCAUAAGGUGCCACAAGUAAAUCAGGUGAAAGGUGCAAAUUGUAGUCAAUAGACAGAGUUUUGUAUCUGUCCAGGGUUUCACAAUUGGGUGGCCUGCAAAUAGUCCAGAUUUCUUGUUAGGAUUUUUAAAAAAAAUAUUGUAGCAAUAUAAUGAGUGGGUAAUUUUCAAACUUUUGUCUUCAGAGCCUCUUAUUGGAAAAAUUUGAGGUUUGUUUUGCCAUUUAAAACAAACUCACUCCAACUUUUUUUUUACUUUGUAAAGGGGUGGGGGAGGAAGGAAACCCUUCUCUAACCUCGAGUAUAUUUUGAGAGGAAAUGGGGCCUUUUUAGCCUGGCCUUUCCCAUUGCUGUUGUGUAGCUUUCGGGAUGUUGAAGAGUUUCUCAGGCUACUUUAACUAAAGGCAUCACUGAUUUUCCUCCUUGCAGUGUGCAUGUAGCUUCCUAAAGAGUACCUGACAAAAGUCCUGCCUAGAAUUGGCUAGUCAGUACAUGGUGAUUCUGUGCCCUGUGGUGCAGCAUGUUAACUGGUUUACUGCCAUAUCCCAAGGAUUCUUUCAUCCUUUAAGUAAUUUAUUAAAAGAUGGAUCUGUUGGAUUGCAACAUGUUACCCAUCUGAAACUCCCUGACUCCUGAUUGUUCUUUUAAACAGGAGGCUUAGUUUUAAUAAAAGUUGUGUUUAGUCUGCACUAAUGCAUUGUACAUUUAAGUACAAGUUUACUUUUAAGUUUAAUUUUAGAUUUGGCAUUGAGUAUAUUUCUGUGGUACUUUUGGUAUAAGUUUGUGGGGGGAAAAAAACUUAAUACCAUUUGAAUGUUGAUGUGCUAAAUGAUAUACCAAACUUUUAUUCAUGCUAGGUAUAAUCUCCAUUAUAAAAAGCCAAACUUCAGGCAAUCGAUUGUAGGAUAGUAAUAUGGCCUGUACCAGAAGAAAGUGUUGAUGUUCACCAUGUGUUUGACAGGUAUUCUGCCCACUUGAUACAUAACCUGUGUUGACACUAGGAUUCCAGUGAUUCUGGAUUUGUAAUAUUUUCAUCAGAAUUAUGGAAAGGUAUGCAAUAGUUCUGUUCCAAAUUCUUGUCUGCUGAACUUGAGUACAAGAACUUUUUGGACUAUAUUGUACCAAUUGAAAUACUGGCAGAGACAGGAAUGUUACUGAGUAGGAGCAACUGAAAAUGAAAUACUUGACAAUGUUAAUAUAUUGGCAUGAGUGUGUUGUUUCUCCCAUUGAAUAUGUAGGCAAUAACCCUGUAAAUCUUUAUUUCAGCCUUUGGGUAGUUUUGUCAAUUUAGUUUAAAUCAAGUGGGUACAGAAUUGUAUAAGAAUGUACAACCUUAAGUACCUCUUGACUUGUAGACAUCAAAAUAAUCCAAUGUAGAGGGUGGAAGGCAGGAGUUGCUUGUAUUUAGAGUUUAAAAAAUCGAGCAUUACAAGAUCUAUAAGCAAAAAUAGUGUCAGAACAUGUCAUUCACUUCUGAAGAAUUGGUGUAUGUAAAUGUUCAACUAUGUGAUACCUGCAGCUUGGGAAUCUUCCCUGUUGCCCCUGCCAGACCUGUACUACUAAUCGCACUCUCUCCCCUUUCCAUGUUUACAAAGUAGAGAAAAGCAUCAGUCUUGUGAGCUGCACUGAAAAUGCUGCUUAAACAAACACUACAAAACAUAAAAAGGAUGUUGAAUCAAAUUUUAAAAACAAAAGCCUGUUAAUACAUGCAUAAGAAUUUUUUCUUCUGUUUUAUUACUGAUGAUUGGGACUUUUAUUUAUAAAAUAUUUCCUAGAAGAAGGGCUAAGAGAAUAAUUGGUGCCUUGCAUGGAAUUGGAAUGUUUUCUUUAAAAAAAACACAGAAGGAUCCCAGCAGGCAUAAACAACAGUAAAACUUUAUAACGAAUCAACAGAGUAGACAUUGAUUGAAGCACAAUAAAGUAAGCAAGGAGUGGCACACAUUUUUUUUUCAGUGUACACUCUGAACUCAUUAUUGGAUGUUAAAUUGAUAAAGUAAGUGUCAUAGAUGUACAGUAGUGUCUGCAACAGGUACUUGAUAAUGAAAUUCAGCUAUAAUAGAAUUAUUGAUUUCUUUUGUUUAGACAAUGAGAAGGCAAAGUAAAUGAGUAAAAUUUGUACUCUGCUUGUACGUAGCUUCAUCUUGUCAUAAAUGACGGCUCUGGGAUGGGGGGAGGGAAAGCAGCUUCUGACAAUGACCUUCCAAAGAGCAACAAUGAGAGCAAUUGGAUACUUGGAAUUAUACAGCAGAGAAACGGGCCUUUUGGCCCACCAUAUCUAUGCUGUCCAUGAGUCGCCUAAUGAUUUCAUUUGCUGAAAUAUGAAGUGAAACAAAACCUAGCUAUUGCAUGAAAAGGGACUUGUGAAAGUGUUUAAAUAAACCCAACUGGAGUAAACUAUUUACAUUUUUGUGAUCUGUGGAUUUGAACAGCUAUGAAGAUUUAAUUUUGAACAAUAAAAAUGAUGUCUUGAGGCCUUUAAAUGUUAAUGUUUAUACAGAUGUGGGAAAUAACAGAACUAACAAGGUUCCCUAAAUUGUCUCAAAAGAGAACUGUAAAAGCUGAUUGUAUGGGAGAAAUAGCACAUUGUGGCCAUGUUAUUAAGGAGAAAGAAAGCUGACUGUAAAGGAUCCUGUGGGUAAAGAAUUCCAUGGCAAGAUGAAAGGAUGUAAGGAACAGUUGUAACUUCAGGUUCUAUACAUUCCCAUCUGAGCAAAAUGGAAAAUUGAAUGUAUUGGCCGUGAACUUGGAAAGCAAAGGCAGUGCAGACAAUAUGGGCAAUUGAACAAUUCUUUCAGAUCCUCAGUGUCUUUUUAUGUAAAGAAUCUGAUGUCCUUUUGAAUAUUAUUUUGAGGGAGGUCAUUUUUUUGCAGUCAUGGAGUACUGUUAUAUUUUGAUGCCUUUUUAAUAUGAACAUUUUAAUUUUGUAAUUUCAUAGGGACACUGAUAGAAAAUGCAUGUUCUAUGGUGUGAUUUUAUUGUACUCUGAAUUACAGUGCUGAAGUCUUUUAUAUAUAAAAAAAUAAAUGAAAACUGUUUCUUUGCUGCUA